AAAGCCGCCAUCAGAGAGUGCCCUGUGGGCCCCCAGCCUUGCCUCUUCCCCAGGGCAGAAGGGCCUGGGCAGAGGAGGUGCCUCUGCUGCAUUCUCGGUGGCAUGUGAAAAGGCCACCAGGUGCAGCUUUGCGGACCUCUCCAGCCUGAGAAGCGGGAAGCAGCAGUUGGCAAGUGUCAGCGGAUGGAACAAGGGAAGUGGGGUCCUGGCCUAGGAGAGGUCCCUGCGCUGGGAGCUGGGCAGAGAUCCUGGGGCAGAGUCCAGGGAGGCUCAAGGCUCCUCCACACACACCAGCUGAAUCCUGAGCGCCCUAAGCUGCCAGCAUGGGGUGUGCUGAGGCCGCCGCCAUGAUCCCAGGCCUCGCCCUGCUCUGGGCAGUGGGGCUGGGGCUGGGGCGUACUACCCCCAGUCCCCCACGCCUUCGGCUCUCCUUUCAAGAGCUCCAGGCCUGGCACAGCCUCCGGACCUUCAGGCUGGAGCGCACCUGUUGCUAUGAAGCCUUGCUGGUGGACGAGGAGCGUGGGCGCCUGUUCGUGGGUGCUGAGAACCAUGUGGCUUCCCUCAGCCUGGACAACAUCAGCAAGCAGGCCAAGAAGUUAUCCUGGCCGGCCCCUGUGGAAUGGCGGGAAGAGUGCAACUGGGCAGGCAAGGACAUUGGUACUGAUUGCAUGAACUUUGUGAAGCUGCUCCAUGCCUACAACCACACGCACGUGCUGGCCUGUGGCACAGGGGCCUUCCACCCCAUCUGUGCAUUCAUGGAAGUGGGUCACCGGCUAGAGGAACCCAUGCUCCGGCUGGAACCAAGAAGGUUUGAGGACGGCAAGGGAAAGAGUCCCUACGAUCCAAGGCAUCGGGCAGCCUCCGUGCUGGUGGGGGAGGAACUGUACUCAGGGGUGGCAGCAGACCUCAUGGGCCGAGACUUUACCAUCUUUCGCAGCCUGGGCCAGCGUUCAAGUCUCCGGACAGAGCCACACGAUUCACGCUGGCUUAAUGAACCCAAGUUUGUCAAGGUCUUUUGGAUCCCGGAGAGUGAGAAUCCAGACGACGACAAAAUCUACUUCUUCUUCCAUGAGUUGGCAGUGGAGGCGGCACCAGUGCUGGGGCGCCUGACUGUGUCUCGUGUUGGCCAGAUCUGCCGGAAUGACAUGGGUGGCCAGCGCAGCUUGGUCAAUAAGUGGACAACCUUCCUGAAGGCACGGCUGGUGUGCUCCAUUCCUGGUGUGGAGGGCGACACUCACUUCGACCAGCUCCAGGAUGUGUUCCUGCUGUCCUCACGAGACCCCCGAAACCCUCUGCUCUACACUGUGUUUUCCACAUCCAGUGGCAUCUUCCAGGGCUCUGCUGUGUGCGUGUACAGCAUGAAUGAUGUGCGCCGGGCAUUCCUGGGACCCUUUGCGCACAAGGAGGGGCCCACACACCAGUGGGUGUCCUACCAAGGCCGUGUUCCCUACCCACGGCCUGGCAUGUGUCCCAGCAAGACCUUUGGCACCUUCAGUUCCACCAAGGAUUUCCCUGACGACGUCAUCCAGUUUGCCCGGAACCACCCUCUCAUGUACAACCCGGUCUUGCCCAUCGGGGGGCGCCCUGUCUUCAUGCAAGUGAGUGCAGGUUACACUUUCACUCAAAUUGCUGUGGACCGUGUAGCUGCCGCUGAUGGACACUAUGACGUCCUCUUCAUUGGCACAGAUGUGGGAACAGUGCUGAAAGUGAUCUCACUCCCCAAGGGCAGCCAGCCAAGUUCUGAGGGACUCCUUCUGGAAGAGCUGCACAUGUUUGAGCACCCAGAUGCUGUCACCAGCAUGCAAAUCUCCUCGAAGUGGCCAGGAGCCCUUCCUGCCCUCCAGAAUCAGCUGUAUGUGGCCUCACGGAGCUCAGUGGCCCAGAUCUCAUUGCACCGCUGUGCAGCCCAUGGCCGCGCCUGCGCAGAAUGCUGUUUGGCACGUGACCCCUACUGUGCCUGGGAUGGGAGCAAGUGUACACGCUUCCAGCCCAGUGCCAAGAGGCGGUUCCGGCGGCAAGACAUAAGGAAUGGAGACCCCAGCAUGCUUUGCGCCAGGGACUCGUCCAGUCCGACGCUGCUGGAGCGGAAGGUCUUUGGCAUGGAGGGCGGCAGUGCUUUCUUGGAGUGUGAGCCCCGCUCGCUGCAUGCACGCGUGGAGUGGACUUUCCAGCGCACAAGGGAGGAUGCCCACACUCAGGUGCUGGCGGAGGAACGCAUAGAGCGCACGGCGCGGGGACUCCUAUUGCGCGGGCUGCAGCGUCAGGACUCGGGCGUGUACCUGUGCGCCGCUGUUGAGCAUGGUUUUUCACAGCCAAUCCGUCGCCUCGCGCUGCAUGUUCUGAGCGCAACGCAGGCCGAGCGGUUGGCGCGUGCCGAGGAAGCAGCGCCUCCUGCGCCCCUGGGCCCUAAACUCUGGUACCGGGACUUUCUGCAACUGGUGGAGCCCGGUGGAGGUGGCGGUCCAAACUCCCUGCGCAUGUGUCGCCCGCAGCACGAGCUGCGCGUCCCGGGGCCUGAGUCGCGCAGGAAGAGCCGCAACCGGAGGACGCAUGCCUCCUACCCACGCGCCGACAGAGGGCCGCGCAGCGCAGGGCACUGGUGACUGGGUUAUCCCCGCACGGGGACCAGGAGGGAGACAACAGGCCAGAGAGAGGCCAGACAGACCCCAGGAAGAUAGAUGGGCUGGAGCUGGGCACACCGUGGUCCCCAGGCAAGUGGAGAUACCGAAUGACAGACCCUGGCAGACGGGCAUCCGUGCCGGCUUAUUUAUUAACAGGAUAACCCUAGAGUGUAGCCCUAUUAGGGUGGCCCAGGCCGGGUGCAGGAUCUAGCCCAGAGGGAGGGAACAGAGAAGCAAGGCUCCAGAACAAGACCAGGGCCAGGGAAGUGCCCUGAGUGCCCAUCCUGACAGAGAGAUUCCUCUCCUUAGCAGUGAGCAGAAGGCUGUGAACAGAAGACUGUGAAAGAGCUGGGCUACUGGGGGUGGGGCGAGGCAGGUCGACUGUACUAAAGCAAUGCAAUAAACACAUUAUCAGCUAAAGCUGGAAUGACCACA
Messenger RNA from Cavia porcellus (domestic guinea pig), 3056 nucleotides. RefSeq names its product semaphorin 3B (gene Sema3b). Gene Ontology annotation, biological process: positive regulation of cell migration; neural crest cell migration; negative regulation of axon extension involved in axon guidance. NCBI's taxonomy places the organism in Eukaryota, Metazoa, Chordata, Mammalia, Rodentia, Caviidae. Gene Ontology annotation, cellular component: plasma membrane. The transcript is spliced from 18 exons. Bases 324 to 2603 code for a protein of 759 amino acids. The record is from RefSeq and is a predicted model, not a curated record. Gene Ontology annotation, molecular function: chemorepellent activity; semaphorin receptor binding.